AUGAGCCCAGCACCACCACGCUUUCUCGUCGAGCACGUCGGCAGCCUCACCCGCGCCUUCCCACGACCCCACAUCACAUUGACAUGGGCCCAGAGUCUGGACUCAAAAAUCGCCGGGCCAGGCGGCAAACGCGUAAUGCUCAGCGGACCAGAGAGCAUGCUCAUGACGCACUGGCUGCGCACGAUGCACGACGCGAUCCUCAUCGGUGUGCAGACCGUUAUUAUGGACGACCCGAGGUUGAAAAUCCAACUCGUCCCUCAAGGUGACCAGAGCCUUCACCCGCCCCAGCCCCUAAUCCUUGAUCCCAAGCUCCGCAUGCCACCAACUGCACGCAUCAUCUCCGAGUGGACAGCUCACGGUGCGAACUCCCAGCUCACCGGGCCGCGGCAGGUGCGCCAGCCGUGGAUCCUGUGUGGGACGAGCGCGGACGCGGGACGUGCAGCAGCACUCGAGGCUGCGGGCGCGCGGGUGGUGCGCGUCGAACUGGACAAGAAUGGCCACAUUCCUCCCGCAUCCCUCCCCGGCAUCAUCUCGUCCCUCGGUCUGGGCAGCGUCAUGAUCGAGGGCGGAUCCCGCGUCCUCAGCAGCUUCCUGCACGCUGGGCCCCGCGACGACGGCUCCGCACUGGUCGACAGCAUCGUCGUGACCGUGGCUCCCAUGUUCAUCGGAGAGGGCAUCAGCGUCGUGCCUCCAGGACACGACGUCGGCUUACCCGAGCUGACGUACGUCCACACCGAGACGAUGGGCAAGGACGCGGUGAUGGUUGCAACACUCGCACAAGUCGGGCAGGACGAGGAGGCGUAG
Cutaneotrichosporon cavernicola is the source of this 804-nucleotide messenger RNA. RefSeq lists its product as uncharacterized. The transcript has 4 exons. Gene Ontology annotation, molecular function: 5-amino-6-(5-phosphoribosylamino)uracil reductase activity. Lineage: Eukaryota; Fungi; Basidiomycota; Tremellomycetes; Trichosporonales; Trichosporonaceae. Gene Ontology annotation, biological process: riboflavin biosynthetic process. The record is from RefSeq and is a predicted model, not a curated record. Bases 1 to 804 code for a protein of 267 amino acids.